CUGCUGCAGCCGCUGGGGAUCUGGCCGCAUGGCUGCGGCGUCCUCUGAGGCGGCGUCGGGCCGCGGGGCCGGGCACCUGCUGCGCUUCCUGCGGCUGGUGGGGCAGCUCAAGAGAGUCCCACGGACUGGCUGGGUCUACAGAAAUGUCGAGAGGCCAGAGAGUGUGUCAGAUCACAUGUACAGGAUGGCAGUUAUGGCUCUGGUGACCAAAGAUGACCAUCUCAACAAAGAUCGAUGUGUACGCCUAACCCUGGUUCACGAUAUGGCAGAAUGCAUCGUGGGGGACAUAGCACCAGCAGAUAACGUCCCCAAAGAAGAAAAACAUAGGCGAGAAGAGGAAGCUAUGAAGCAGUUAACCCAGCUCCUCCCGGAAGAUCUCAGAAAGGAGCUCUAUGAACUUUGGGAAGAGUACGAGACCCAAUCUAGUGCAGAAGCCAGAUUUGUGAAGCAGCUGGACCAAUGUGAGAUGAUUCUUCAGGCAUCUGAAUAUGAAGACCUUGAGAACAAGCCUGGGAGACUGCAGGACUUCUAUGAUUCCACAGCAGGAAAAUUCAGUCACCCCGAAAUAGUCCAGCUUGUUUCUGAACUCGAGGCAGAAAGAAACGCUAACAUAGCUGCCGCUGCCAGUGAGCCCGGCUCCUGAGAGAUUCUCUGAAGUUGCUGCACUCAUGUAACACACAUUUUUUUUCCAUUUCACGUUACUGUGUUUUGCUGCCGUUGGUCUGUUGAUUUCCCCAGAUGUGAGUCUGUUUGUUUUCAGUUGUCUGGGCUCCACAAAAAAACGUGAUACAAUUUGAGCGAUCAAAGAAGCUACAGAGCAGGAUGCGGUCAUGAAAAUGCCAUGGAUGAAGACUGUGGGGUUGGGGGGGUGCCUUUUUAUGAACUAAAAUAAAUAAACUUUAAAAACCUUAAACUUCGCAAUAUUUAUUUGGAGAUUUUAAAUGAUCGUAUUCUGAAUUAAUAACCUAUAUCCCUGAAGGCCGGAUUCCUUGAACGAUAGAAAAUUUAAUUAUGAUUGCAUUUAAGAACAGAUUCUUCAGCUGACUUAGUGAGAAGGAUCCAGGAAAAAGAAUGUAUUAUAGAGCCUUCUCUCCUCAGAUGAAAUGCUGCUUUCUUCAGAUGACCACUGUCUGGAGCCAGGUUUUUAAUUUCACUGGGACGUGCCUUAGGCCCCGAUCAUAGAAUUGUAAACCUGCUUACAGGCCCCCACCCCCACCCCCAAUCCUUUUUGUCAUUUGGGGAUAUAAAUUGGGGCAUGCAGUUUCAAAUGCCACUUGUCUUCCUCUGUGUAUUUUUCCCUGUCUGAUUUACACAUCUUCAGACCUUGAUUACAAGAACAUUUAUCAUCAGGUAAGAAAUAUAUAAGAAGAAGAGUAUUGCUGGGGUCGCUGGAACUUAUGUAGGAAACAUCAGACCCGGUUUCUUCCCCUCAUUUCCCUCUCAGAGGUUAGUAAUCUGCCCCACUUGCCUUUAAACAAUGCACAGCCACUGAAUGGUGAGGAAAAGAAGGCCAUCCAUGCAAACCUGCGCAGUGUUUUGGGAUAGAACAAAGAUGCCUGUCCCUUUAAUUCAAAUGUCAGUUUCCAUUUGAAGAAGGCCUUUUAGGCUGGCAUAGGGAGGAUGCUAGGCAGCGUUUCUUUGGCAACUCUUCGCCGUCUCCAUGGAUACCCAAUAUGCAGGAAGCAAGGUGCAUGAUCUCUUCAGAAGGAAACACGUGUACAUAGAGCUGCUCUGCACUGAAAUUGUUGCAUCUUAGCAACCGUAUGUAAAAGGCGGUAAAUGGUUGAAAAUCAGCAAAGUCUGAUUAUUCCUGGAGAUAUGGUUAAUAAGAAAACAGAACUCCAGCUAUCAGUAUUUUGAAGUUUUUUCUCCUGGCAUGAAAACACGCACACAAAAUAACCGCAGAUAAAGUUCCAAUAUUUAAACUGGAAGAUUUUCUGUGGGCCUGGAGUUUUAUUUGAGAUGUUUUGCCUGCUGUAAUUUUCAUAAAUUCCCAGAGAGACUUUGGAAGCCUCUACUGGGUCAGACUUAAUCCUCGCCUUUCCAUUGUUUUCUCAGGUUUCCAUUUACCUACCAAGUCAGGGUUCAUGCUUAGUCCUAAACCUUCCUUACAAGUAAUGUGUGUAAAAACAAGGAAAAUGUAACAGUGCUAAAUAAAGUGUAACUUAAUAAGAACAAAUGAAGAUCAAUAAAAGAAGAUAGCUAUUGAAUUCACCAGCCAAUGUCUACAAAUAUUUGAGCAUUAUCACUUAAAAAUUGUUUUUUCUUGGAAGAUAUCUGCUACUUGCCUGGAAUUGGUCUUCUGAAUAACAAACCCUGUAAUUAUGAUGCAGAGCAAACAAUUAUUCUUGGGGUGAACUCAACAAAAAGGAAUUCCUUAUUACCUCCUUUUUUUUUUUUGCUGAGGAAGAUUUGCUCUGAGCUAACAUCUGUCGCCAAUCUUCCUCUUUUUUUUUUGGUUGAGGAAGAUUAGCCCUGAGCUAACAACUGUGCCAAUCCUUCUCUAUAUUGUAUGUGGGUUGCCACCACAGCAUGGCUGAAGAGUGGUGUAGGUCCAUACCUGGGAUCCAAACUCGCAAACCCAGGCUGCUGAAGUGGAGCUUGCCAAAUUUAACCACUACGCCACGGGACCCGCCCCCCUUGUUACCUCCUUGUGAUAGAGACUUGUGGAGAAGGUGGGAGGGCAGGGCUGCCAGGGGCACACCUCAGGCCAGUUCUCCCUGCCCUGUCCCUGGGGAAGACUAUGGUGGGUGGGGGGAGAUUUCCCAAAAACAAUUCUUUGUUUUUCCCUUGUGGACUGGCAUUUAAUCAGCUGUUCUGUAAUAGUCAGUGCUCCUGUAUUUGAAAAAUGUCAAUUCUAACAAAAUGUCCAACCUGUUCCUCUCAAAGUCUUGUGGUGCUAUGUGCUCUGGGAUAAAUGACUGAUGAAGUGUCUUGUGAAAAAGCAUCCUCGCUACCCAGCAUUUUUAUCUGUCAUUUGCCAGUCUUCAUAUUCAAAGUUAGAUUGAGGAUGAUUUCUGUGGGAAAGUUUCUGUGGGAAACUUUGUUAUUUUUGGUUUGCCUUGAUAUAUACUCUUUAUGGUAUGAACUAAAAGUCAAGUAGAAAUGUAGACUAAAGCAUUUACCAUUCUUAAAUAGAGAUUAUCAAAAGUAACCAUAAGAUUUUGCCAAAUAUUAUAGUUUAAACUAUAUUUGAACAUCAAGUUUGAAGAAGUUGCUUUACAUUUCAUAUUUAAAUCACUUUUUAACCUUAUCACCAUCUUCUUGUCA
This is a messenger RNA of Diceros bicornis minor, 3270 nucleotides long. It is a transcript of the gene HDDC2, whose product is annotated as HD domain containing 2. The record is from RefSeq and is a predicted model, not a curated record. The transcript is spliced from 6 exons. Bases 29 to 643 code for a protein of 204 amino acids. Gene Ontology annotation, cellular component: cytoplasm. Lineage: Eukaryota; Metazoa; Chordata; Mammalia; Perissodactyla; Rhinocerotidae. Gene Ontology annotation, molecular function: 5'-deoxynucleotidase activity.